Choloepus didactylus (southern two-toed sloth) is the source of this 702-nucleotide messenger RNA. RefSeq names its product death domain-containing membrane protein NRADD-like. The coding region runs from base 1 to 648 and encodes 215 amino acids. NCBI's taxonomy places the organism in Eukaryota, Metazoa, Chordata, Mammalia, Pilosa, Megalonychidae. Gene Ontology annotation, molecular function: death receptor activity; nerve growth factor binding; coreceptor activity. Gene Ontology annotation, cellular component: plasma membrane; cell surface. The record is from RefSeq and is a predicted model, not a curated record. The transcript has 4 exons. Gene Ontology annotation, biological process: Rho protein signal transduction.
AUGGUCCAUGUAGAUAAGACUCUCAGGGGGCAGAAUUGGGACAGGGAAGGGGUGUGGGUGAGGACAGGGGGAGCCCUGGCCCCCAAUACCUCCUCCCCAUCCCUCCCUGAGCUUCCAGGCACUUCAGGCAGCAUGAUGCUGGUCUAUUGUGCCCUCCUGGCUACUGUGGUCCUUGGUCUACUGGCCUACGUGGCCUUCAAGUGCUGGUGCUCACAUAAACAAGGGCAGCAGCUGGCCAAGGCUCAGACUGCAGAGCUAGGGGGCCUCAACAGGGACCAGAUGCACAGGGAUAGCACUAUCUUCCUGGACUCACCUGGUGGCCUGCAGGCCAGCACUCCAGCCAGAGGGCCAUAUUCUGAGCUUGAGUGCCCUCAGCAGCAGCAGGAAGAAGUAGAGUGGCUGUUGGAGGUGUCUGGCAAACUGGACAAGGGUUGGCAGGGCCUGGCAGGCCACCUGGGCUCUCAGGCUGAGGCUGUGGAGACCAUGGCCCAGGGCCAGGCACCAGCCUACACCCGGCUAAGGGACUGGACUGUCCAGGAAGGCAGCAGAACCACCCUCAGGGUGCUAGAGGACACCCUGGCUACCAUGGGCCGUGAAGAUGUGGUUCAGGUCUUGGGCCUCUGGGCUGAUGGCUGCUCUGUGGUGUGAGAGAUGCCUUCACAGCCUGGCCUCUCAGAGAAUCAGCUCUGGUACUUCCUACCU